Messenger RNA from Musca domestica (house fly), 3079 nucleotides. RefSeq names its product general vesicular transport factor p115-like. The coding region runs from base 187 to 2787 and encodes 866 amino acids. Lineage: Eukaryota; Metazoa; Arthropoda; Insecta; Diptera; Muscidae. The record is from RefSeq and is a predicted model, not a curated record. The transcript has a single exon. Gene Ontology annotation, biological process: intracellular protein transport; transcytosis; endoplasmic reticulum to Golgi vesicle-mediated transport. Gene Ontology annotation, cellular component: Golgi stack; Golgi membrane; cytoplasm. Gene Ontology annotation, molecular function: protein binding.
CCCGUGCGUUAUGCAUUACACUCAUUCGUAAACAACAGAGUACCCCGAGUCUUUGCUUUCUGUUUAUUUUUUAUCAAGUAUUGCUUUUUGGCCUUUAUAUUUGCUUGUACUGUAUAGUACAAAUUUUCGAAACUAGUCUACUGUAUAGAACAAUUUAGAACGAACGAAUAAUUAAUCCGUCGCUUAAUGGAUUUCCUAAAGAGUGGAUUCAAAACUGUGCUUGGUGCCACAGAACCAGGCCAACCGCCGAGUGCUGCAGAAACCGUUGAAAAACUAGUCGACAGAGCAUCUUCAUCCACACUUUUGGAAGAUCGACGAGAUGCUUGUCGUGCCCUUAAGGCUCUUUCGAGAAAAUAUCGCAUUGAAGUUGGCGCUCAGGGCAUGCCCGCUCUGAUACAAGUUCUUCAAAAUGACUGCCAAGACUGUGAAAUUAUCUCUUAUGCCUUGGACACUUUGUGCAAUAUUGUGGCAACAGAAGAAUUUGAUGAAGAGGCCGACAAUCCCACAGUCUCAGUUAAUGUGGGAGAACAAUUUACGGAAAUGUUCAUAAAAAAUCCAGAACAUGUUUCCUGUGUUAUGAACUAUUUAGAGGAGUAUGACUUUCGAGUACGCCGGGCAGCAAUACAAUUGCUGACCACACUGAUACAGAAUAAAACUCGUGAUUUACAAGAGCACAUAUUGGUGAGUCCAAUGGGUGUAUCAAAACUAAUGGAUCUAUUGUCCGAUAGCCGUGAGGUUAUACGUAACGAUGCCCUCUUGCUGUUGAUACAAUUGAACAAAGGGAAUUCCAAUAUUCAGAAAAUUGUGGCUUUCGAAAAUGCAUUCGACAAGAUUUUCGAUAUCAUACGAGACGAAGGCUGUGCCGAUGGUGGCAUUGUGGUGGAAGACUGUUUGAUAUUGCUGUUAAAUCUCCUGAAGAACAAUUCCAGUAAUCAGCAAUUCUUCAAGGAAGGUUCUUAUAUUCAGCGACUGGCUCCAAUGUUCGAGUUGUCUGGCAGGGAAGGAGAAGAACAAGGAUGGGCUCCGCAAAAAAUGUCAAAUGUUCAUUGCAUGUUGCAGGUGGUGAGGUCAUUGGUCACCCCCAGCAAUCAGCAACAGGUAGUGUCAUCAUGCCAAAAAGCCAUGUCUAAACUUUUGGAAGCCCUUUGUGAGAUACUAAUGGGCAGUGGUGUACCAGCCGAUAUAUUGACAGAAACAAUUAAUGCCGUGGCAGAAGUUGCACGAGGCGAUCCUGACAAUCAGGAAUUGUUGAGCAAAGUAAUGGCCCCAAGUACGCCCCCUAGGCCUGUGAUUGUUGUACUGCUUAUGUCAAUGAUAAAUGAGAAGCAAAUGUUGGCAUUACGUUGCUCUGUACUCUAUUCAUUCCAGUGUUAUUUAUACCGCAAUCCUGCAGGUCAACAGGCAGUAGUCUCAACAUUAUUACCAUCAUCAGCUGCCGAUGUCUCAAACCUCUCCACUGGUCAAUUGCUGUGUACAGGACUAUUUUCCACGGAUUCAUUGGCCAAUUGGUUUUCGUCGGUGGCCCUAAUGCAUACCUUGGUGGAUAAUACCAGUCAAAAGGAAGAAUUGCUGCGAGUGCUGCUGGCCACAUCUGCUGGUGGACAUAAGCCCAUAACACUACUGGAACAGUGUACCAAUCUAUUGCAACAGGAAUCGUAUAAACUUCAAAGUAAAGUUGGUCUGCUCAUGCUGUUGAGCAUGUGGGUGGCUCAUUGUCCAACCGCGGUAAAAACUUUGCUCCAGACCCAAGGCACCAUGGGUUAUUUGACGGCCCAAAUUAGUGGGAACGAACAUGAUGAAAAUGAAUAUUUGGUGCAAGGUCUAUGCGCUUUUCUAAUGGGUCUUUGCAUACAAUUCAAUGACAAUUCCUUAGCUGGACAAAAACGUGAUGACAUAUGUCAGCUAAUUAUCAAGCGAAUUGGGCAGGAAAAUUUCUGCAAUAAACUUAACGAAGUCUCCAGGCACGAGGCUUAUAGCAGAGCCUGUAAACAACCACAAAUAAGGGCAAAGUCGGCCAUUGAACUUUUACUGGACUAUGAAUAUUGUAAGCUAUUCAAGGGCUUGGAAGCUUUGGUAGUCAAAAUGGUAACGGGCUUUGAUGUGAAUGGCAUUGAGUUGACUGAGCUAACAUUAAGUUCGGAAGCUUCUGCUUUGGUGGCCCAGUAUAAAGGCAUUAUACGUGGUUUGGACACUCAAAUAACAUCACUACAAGAAACCGUCAAACAAUUGGAAUCUAAAAACACCGAACAAGAGAAAAAGUUAACAGAGCUACAAUCAUUAAAUCAUCAGCUCACCGACCAAAAUACAUUGCUGAAGGCCCAGUUAGGAGCCCGAAAAAAUAAUGACUCCACCUCGACCAAUUCUUCAACUCCCAACAAUGACAAUAAUUCCUCACCCACCAACCAUGCCACGUUGGAAGCCUUAAAUGCAGCCCAGUUUCAAACCAAUCUUUAUUAUACGGAAAAUUUGCGCUUGCAACAGGAAUUGGAGAACUUACGCAAGUGUUUGCAAGAGACAACGGCCACGGCAAAUACUGCAAACGAAAAUUAUCGAAAACUGCAAAAAGAUCAAGAAGACCUUUUGGAGUUACUAACCGAUCAAGAAAACAAAAUUCAACGCUACGAACAGCAAAUGCGGGCAGCCGGUCUACCCGUUGAAGACGAGGAAGAGGCCGAGAAUGAAGACAACAGUAAUAGCGAUGAAAAUAUAAUUUCAAAUCCUUCAAGUUCUCUAACAAAUUCCAUAGAAAAUUCAAGUCCCCAACAUGCAAUAACGCAAAAUAUUUAAAAGCGUUUGCCAUGAUCAACGUUGUAUAUCCUUAAAGGAAUCUGGUUCUAAAAGAAAACUUUAGUCGUUUGUCCCGCUCCGAAAAUGGUUAGUGCGGGGGUAUAACACAAAAGUUUGUUUGUAGCUAACAUUGCCAAUUUCGUUUUUAUUCCAAAUACACACACACACACAUAUAAUGAUCCAUGUUAAUGAUAAACUAUUAAAAUUAUUCUUUAAUUUAAGAUACCUGUAUGUUAAAAUAAUGUUAUAACUGAUUUGUAUUUAAUUUCUACAAAAUAUAUAUGUUUUGCGU